AUUUAACUCAUUUAAUUCAAAAGUGAGGUUAGGUUAGGUAUUCACUCAAUUUAAAAUUUAAAAUCUCUAAGCCACAUUAAAUUUUAAAAUUAAAUAAGUAACAACAAAAUAAACUAUAAAAUCAUUUUCGCUUUUAACCAUGGCAGUCAAUACACUUCUCUUCGAUUUCUCCGUCGAGUCAUCGAUGGUGAAAACAGAAUCGGCCUAUGUCACCCUCGCCAAGAAUAUUGAAGAAGUCCUGAGGGAGUUUAUUCAGGAAUUGAAACUAGUCAACGAAUUUAACCUCGCAGAAAGUUUUGUUAAAAUAUAUACUUCCGUUAGAGCAGCCUUAGUUAAUUUGAGAAUAUAUGAUAAUGGUUUGAUCACUUUGAAUAUUGAGUAUUUCCGAAAUGAUGAUUCCGAGCCCUUGGUCAGUUAUCAGCUAAGCAAACUUUUAGAACAAAGACUCUGCUUUGUAACAAACUCUUUCCGAUCAAAAAUGUUUCCACCUAUUAAAAGAGGUACUCCUCUAGAUGUUUAUCUUUCUAGUUCAGAUGAAAGAAUUCUUGAAUAUGACAUAGAUGAACUGGUCUUUGAACAAAUCACUCCAUAUCAAAAAGUGCAAAUUCUCCAUUCUAAAAGCAUGGGCAAUAUGUUGGUAUUGGAUGAUUUACAAAACCUGGCGGAAUCGGAUUUGAUUUAUACAGAAACAUUGAUGCAAAGGGGAAAGGAAAACUAUGAGAGUAAAGAGGUUGUGAUAUUAGGUGGUGGUGAUGGUGCCUUAUUAUAUGAACUCCUAAAAGAAAAACCUAAAGAAGUAGUCAUGUUAGAAAUAGAUGAUGUUGUAAUGAAAGCCUGCUCUAAACACAUGAGAUCUGUAUGUGGUGACGUACUUGACAAACUUGAAGGACCAAAUUACAAAAUAAUUGUUGGAGACUGUAUGGUUACCUUGGAGCAGUAUAUUAAAGAAGGAAGGAAGUUCGACUACAUUUUCGGCGAUUUGACCGAUAUCCCCAUAGAAGAAAACGAGUCUCCUGAACUGUGGUCUUUUAUUAUAAAAAUAAUGAAGAUGAGCUUCAAGGUGCUAAAGCCUGAUGGGAAGUUUAUGACGCACGUUACUGGAACCUGUUCGCCACAAGCCAUCGAAGCUUACAAGCAAAAACUAUUGAAAUUCAACCCGCCCUUAAAGUUUACAACUGAUAAAGCCUUCGUGCCUUCGUUUUUGGAAGAGUGGGUGUUUUGCCAAAUCAGUUUGGUAGACCUAUCGACAGCCAAAGAAUAAUCACUUGCAAUCGUUUUUCUCCAGGAAGUCCGGGAUUUUCAGUAGUGGUGGGAAGAUAUUUUUUUGGUCUUUUUUGGAAUUUUUAGUAUCGCCGUUUUUAACUACUCUCAUUAUUCAGUUUUAUUUUUAAGAGUAUUCUUUGUUAUAUUAAGCCAGUAUUCAGUUAUUUUGUUUUUAAGCCUGUAAGUACCAAACUUUUGUUAAUUUCUUUAAUGUUUAGUAUUACUAUUCUAAGCAACGAUAUUUUUUCAACGAAAAGUUCAAAAUGAACUUUCAGGAAUCUCUAAUUGAUAACUUAAAGUUAUAUUCCCAGUAGUAAAGGUGCUGAUAACUAAAUGUAUUUUAGUUCCUAUUACUAACAGUAUAUUACCAACCCAACUUUAAGAUUAGUACAUAUUAGGUAUGUUCAGUGUUUAAUUAAAAUGUUUUGAAAAUA
Molecule: messenger RNA, 1697 nt
Organism: Anthonomus grandis grandis
Lineage: Eukaryota; Metazoa; Arthropoda; Insecta; Coleoptera; Curculionidae
Product: spermine synthase
Exons: 7
Coding region: 140-1261 (373 amino acids)
Biological process (GO): spermine biosynthetic process
Molecular function (GO): spermine synthase activity
Source: RefSeq, a predicted model, not a curated record